This is a messenger RNA of Caenorhabditis auriculariae, 7031 nucleotides long. The record is from the annotation of a GenBank genome assembly. NCBI's taxonomy places the organism in Eukaryota, Metazoa, Nematoda, Chromadorea, Rhabditida, Rhabditidae.
AUGAGGCUGAGCAGCAGCGAGGACCUGCUGGUGAUGGGCCGAUAUUCCUUCUUGGUUUGCACUUUUACGGAAAUCGCCAUGUUGUCACAGCUCUCCAACACGAUGUACAUGGUUUAUGCAGGUGAUUUUGAAGGAAAAGCUGGAUUUUUCGCAGAAAAAAGGGGAUUUUUGAGCUAUGAGCGUCAAUGAAGGUCCCCACUGCCUAGUUGAGGAAUUUUCGCUCCAUGGACAAAAUACGCUUUCUCGCAAAAAUUAGCCUUAGAGCGCAGAAGACUGGUUUUUCUCAUUUUUGAGGCUGUUUUUUCGUUUAUUAUUUGUCUGAAGCUAGUUCAUUUGAAGAAUGCGAGAGAAUGAUUUUUUUAAACAAUUAUUUGAAUAAAUCAAGGUUUAGAUCUUCUUGACCUUUUCAGAAAGGUUCCAUGAGCUACAAAAUUAUUUGAGGAAUAUUCGCUUCAUGGAAAAAAGACACUUUCUUGAGAAAAUUAGCCUUAGAGCACAGAAGACUGGUUUUUCUCAUUUUUGAGGCUAUUUUUGGUCCAUUUUAUGUGUGUAGCUAGUUCAUUUAAAGCAGAUGAAAUUUAUACUUUUUUAGAUCUUUCUGAAUUUUCAGGAACCCCACCAAGAAUCCUUUCCUGCAAAAACCAGUCAUUUGCGACCAACGAGGAAGCCUGCCAGAACUACGAAACUCAUUGCAAUCGUGGUAAAUUUGAGCUCGAGUCGCAGUUUGAGGGAAUCGUCGAGGAGGUUUUUGGCUGAACAAAAUCAUCAAAAAUUGAUUCUAUUCCCAGUUUUCCCUGCACUGUUCCGGCCUGGAAAUCGAGAGAAUGGGAACCUCCAUUCAAAUGAUCGGAUUGGUCUUGGGAUGCCUGUUUUUCGGGGCGAUCAGCGAUCGAUUCGGCAGGAAAUGGGUGAGGAUUUAUCGAUUUUUUUUUUUGGAAAUAAUGGUCCAGAGAAUUUUAGUGCCCUUUUCGAAGUAAUUUUAACGGAAUAUGAAUCUAUUUGACUCUCCAAAGUUUAGUUAUCUUUCUCUUUCUCUGACAGAUUUUUCAUGCGAAUUAGGAAAUCCAGGCCGUGACCUAGUUUUCCAAAUAUACAUAAUCUCCUCCUUGGGGGCGCCAGAGUGGUCCCUAGAGAGGCAAUCUCAUAGGAAUUGAUUAUUUUGUGAUAAAUACGUCUGUUUCAAUUUUUUUAAGAUUAAUAAUAAGAAUAAAAGAUACCUAUAGGAUCUAUUGAGCUGAAAAAGUUUUUGAGUGAAUCCCAAAGCUUCUAAAGGGACGACCUCAAUUUUGACCCUCUAGGGAGCACUAUUUACCUCUGACUCUCCAAAAUUUAGUUACCUUUCUCUUUCUCUGACGGACAUUUCACGCAAAUUAGGAAAUUCAGGCCGUGGUCUAGUUUUCCAAAUGUACUAAAUGUCUUUCCGAGUGGUCCCUAGAGAGACAAAAUUAAGAGCUUUGAAGUUUACGUUCUGGGGACCACUUUUAUCUUCCCUAUAGGGGCCACUUAGACUUUCAGAAGUGGUCACUUCAAGAAAGAGAGAUUAAAAAUAGAAGAUCCCUGUAGGGACCUCUUCAGACGAAAAAAAUUUCCCUCAAGGGACCACUUUACCUACCCCUAUACUAAAUCUUGCAGUAUAAGCCUCUCUAGGAGAUGAUAGUGGACACUAGAGGGUUUUUCAGCUUUCAAAUCGGAACAACAAUAAGAAAUACCACUUUAGGGGCCACUUAAGCUUGAAGGCGUUAGGGGUCAGACCCUAAAUCCCUCUAGGGACCACCUGAAUUUAAGCCCUCUAGGGAACUCUAUUUCGUCCCCUCUAGAGGCUUUUUACCGCCUAACCCCUCUAGGGACCCCUCCGGCGCUCCUAAGUUCCCCAUCCUUCAGCCGAUGUUCCUGUGUCUGGUGAUGUGCGCUAUCCUCGGGGCGAUCUCCUCCUUGACGACGACGUUCUGGACGUUCACCGGCGUCCGGACCGUGCUCAGCUUCUUCAACGGCGGCCAAUCGACGUGACCGUCAGCCGCUGCGGCGAACCCCAAUCAAUGACGUCACCAUUGCAGAAUCUCCGUCGUUUUCCUGCUCGAGAACGUGCCCAAGUCGUUUCGGAUGCUUGUCAGCACGCUGAUCAGCUUCAGCCCGAAUGUCAUCUUUUUUGGUGGGUGACCGCGACGCGACCGCAGCGCGUGUGAAAAGAGAACAGGAGUUCUGAAGAUGCAACGCGAGUGAAGCUGUCAUUUGACUAAUCACAAAAAAGCCUUGUUUUUUAUUUUGAGUGGAACCGCGAGGCGACCGCAGCGCAUGAAUCAUUCAUGUCAAGUUCCGAAAAAAUGCUUGAUCUGGGCAUUUUUUCUUAUGAAACCGCGCCGUGACCGCAGCGUAUGAAUCAUUUUUUGUCCAUUUUCAAAAAAUGCCCAUUUCCGGUUAUUUGUGUGGAACCGCGACGCGACCGCAGCGCAUGCAUCAAUGUUGUUUGAUUCAAAAAAUGCCUUGUUCUGGGCGUUUUUUGAGUGGAACCGCGACGCGAGCGCAACGCAUCAAUAAUUUCUGUCGAACUUCAAAAUUAAGCCGCAUUUCGAUUAGUUUGUGUGGAACCGCGACGCGACCGCAGCGCGUGAAUAAUUUCUAUCAAAUGUCAUAAUUAGGUAAGUUUUCGGGUAAUUUGUAAACAACCGCGACGCAACCGCAACGCAUCUCAAAACAUUUACACGAUCUUUUGGAAAUUUGUUUUGAAGAACCGCGACGCGACCGCAGAGCGUCAAUGCACAUUUUCGGUUGAUUUGUGUGGAAACGCGACGCGACCGCAUCGCUCCAAUCAUUAUCGUCAAAUUCCAGAAAAGGCUUAUUCUGGGCGUUUUUUAAGUAGAACCGGGACGCGACCGCUACGCAUCUCUAAAUGUUCACCCAAUCUUUUUUGAAAAAAAUUUUUAUAUACUAUUUUGACCCAUUUUUUCUUGGAAAGUCUUUCUUGAACCGCGACGCGACCGCAGCGCAUAAGUUGAAAUAUUAUUACUGCAUUCGUAUACUGUAGUCUACCGUAAUCUAGGAGAAAAGCCCAUUUUCUGCCCUGUAACCCAAAAAAUCACAACAUUUCUAUUUUCCAGGAUUCAUCGCCUUCCUCUGCCCUUCCUGGCGUGCCCUAGCCGCUGUAGUUUCGUCUCUGAUCCUACCGUCUUUAUGUAUCCUACCGUAACCUCUGGAUAGUACCAUCAAUUUGUCAAUUAAGACUUCAGAUUCCUGCACGAGAGUCCCCGAUGGAUGAUGCAGAAGGGCAAAAUCGCGGAAGCCCAAAAAGCUCACAGCCAAAUCAUGAAAUUCAAUGGGAUGCAGAAUAUUUAUUCGGCUGACGAAUUGACGGCUCUUCUCCAGAAUGAGUAUGAUGUGAGUCUCGUGGGAGGAAGAUUGAAAUUCGAAAAUGGAAUUAUAACAUUACAGAAUGUUCCUGUUACAAACAGAAUAUUAAUUAUGAGAAAAAUUUGUUCAUGUACUCACUUCUCUAUAUAGUACUGAAAAAGAGUUUUUUGACAAUAUUUAAUCCCAAAUCUAGUUUUGAUUGUCCAAAAUUACAUGGAAAAACAGCAAAAAUUUGAAAAACGUCCAGAAAACUUGAACCACUGACUUUUCGACUGGAAAGCGGGCUUCUAACCGACUGAGCCACGUGGAAGUUUGAAUAGAGUUCCAAAAAAAACAAAAAAUCAUGAAGUAGUUCAAAGUGAAAAAGUAGUAACAGCAAAAACAUAAUAAACUGCAACAAAACCCGAUCCUUUGACCGCCCGAGUGAAAGACAACUUUCUAACCGACUGAGCCAAGAGUUUCAGAGUGUCGGAGAGCAGAACAUCAACCACAGUUUCAAGGAUUUGUUCAAGAAUUCGAUUUUUGGAGCCGCCUCCGCUUUCGCUUUUAGCUUGUAUGUUUCAAUGAAUUUGGUCGCACUUGGAAUGGCUCGAAGCGUCGCAUUCGCGUCGCGGAUGUCUCUGUGCAUUGGAGAGUGUUAGAGAAAGCAGAAAAGGGCAUUUUUUUGAACCGCAACGCGACCGCGACGCUUCGAACCAUUCCAAAUGCGACCAGCCGAUUUGAAAAACGUAGUGGAUCGUGUAUGUAGUGUUAAAGUUUCAACAGAGAUAAUAUUAUUAAUGAUUUUUCUUUGAAUUUUUAAAGUUUAUGUUUCAGUGAAUGGCCGCAAUUGGAAUGGCUCGAAGCGUCGCGGUCGCGCUGCGUGUUUUUUCAAACGCCUCUGGACAUUGAACAGUGUUAAAAAAUGGAGCAAAUAAAAUUUAUCUCCAUCCGCAACGCGACCGCGACGCUUCGAACCAAUCCAAAUGCGACCAGCCGAUUUGAAAAACGUAGUAGAUUGAUUAUAUAAUGGUGUAGAUUCAACAGAGAUAAUGUUAUUCAUGAUUUUUUUUUCUCCAGCUUUUCGAGCACCUUUAUCAACUACGGCAACAUGUUCAACCUGGGCGCCAUUUCCGGAUCAAUCUUUUUGAAUUCGAUUUUGAUCGGAUUCCUUCGUUAUUCUGUCAGUAUUUCCUGUGGUCUCAUCGACCAGAAAUAUGAAUGGUUUGUACUUUUUUCAAACUGAGCAGUUUUAACUAUCUGGAACUUUGAACCUAAUGACUUCAAUUUUGAAAAUUUUGCGUCGGAAAAUCCAAAAAAUCAAUUUUUUCUUUUUCUAGAAGUCGUUUGAGAAUAAUGGAAGGUUCAGGAACAUCAGAGUGGUCACUAGAGGGGCAAGGGGUAAAAGUCCCUACAGUGGACGGGGUAGUGGUCCCUAGAGGGCUCAAGUAUAAGUGAUCCCUAUAGGAGUUUAGGGUCUGAACCCUUAGCCCCUAAAGCAUAAGUGGUCCCCAUAGUGAUCUUUUACAUUUUUCUUCCGAUUUAAAAGUUAAAAAGACGUAAAGGGACCACUAGAGUGACCACUUUUGCGAGCUUGUGCCCCUAUAGGGAAAGGUAAAGUGGUCCCUUGAGAGGAAUCUAAAAGAGUCCCUAAGGUUGCUCUGGGGAUCACUCUCCGGUUCCCAAACAGGUCAUUGAGUACGUUUGGAAAGUUAGAACACGGCCUGAAAUUCCUAAUUGACCUGAAAAUUUGUUUUUUCAUUUUUUGUUUUUUUACAAAUUUGUUUUUCCAUUUUUUUCAAAAUGGAGUAGUUGUUUUUUUUUGAUUUUACGCGUUCGAAAUUGAGAUUUCAUGAUUUAUAAUAAGAAUUUUUUUUUAUUCAGGUUCAAUAGACGCCUCAGUCAUUUCCUAUGCGUUUUAAUGACGGCUGCGAGUUUGAUCAUUUCGUUUCUCCUCAAAUAUUACGGUAUUUUUGAUUUUUCCUAUCUAUUUUCGAAGAAAAGGUUUUGUAUUCCUAAUAAAUAUAUUUUCAGGGAAUGAAAACUUACUCAUUGAAACGGUGGUUCGUAUUUGCGUUUUGGUUUCGUGUGCCAUGACGUCACAGGUAAUUUUGGUUUAAUUCUCUUUGGACAAUGAAAUAAAAAGAUUUUAGGCGUCAGAUAAAAUGCAUUUGGUGUAAUGCACCACGGUGUUUUUCGUUUAGUGUUUUUUAUCAUAUAAAAUAUUGGGAUUCUCGCGAAAAAUGUGUUUUUCAACAAAGUUGCUCUGGGGACAACUCCGUCUUUGGUAACGGAAACCGGACCCGCGUCUAACCUUUCUGAGCAUUUUAAGUAGUCACUUAAGAGGUCUGAAGACGCUAAAGUGACAGCAAACAAUUCUUUGAUGAAGCUAACGCCGCUAAAGCGAUCACUAGGAUCAAAGAGUGGUGACGCUCUAUAGAGUUAACUAGCAGGUCUCUAAUGAAGCUAACGCCCCUAAAAAGAUCACUAGCGCUUGAGAAGACUGAAGCCACGAAAGUGAUCACUAGAAACGCUCAAAAACGUGCGGGACUUGUCCGGUUUGCGUUACCGAAGUCCAAUUUUUCGUUCAUUUUCCGUGAUUUUAGUAUUUUUCGCCCUCAUUAAAGCUUUCCGUGAGAAUAAAGCUAGAACGGCAAGCUUGAGCCAUCGAAAAAUGGUCCUGACACGAAAAAAAAAAUAGUGUCUGAUAAGGGGAGAGCGCAGACAGGCCACGCCCCUUCUAAGAUAGAUGUGAAACUUUUUUUCAAGGUGGUGAUCAUCGCCAGCGUCGCCUGCAACGAGUUCAUGCCGACGGCUGUUCGAACCAAGGCCUAUUCGAUCGCUCAACUUUCGAGUCGCCUUGGGAUCGUCCUCGCCCCCCAUAUCUUCACUCCUUUCUUUGUUCGUUGGCCUGAAAAGAACGAUAAAAUUAUUGAAAAUGGGAACUGAAGAUGCUCUGUCAGACCCUAAACUCUCAUAGGGACCAUCUAAAUUUCAACCCUAUAGGGAGCACUUUUUUGUCCCCUAUGCUUUUCCCUUAAAUCCUAGAGGAUUUGAAAAAGUAUUUUCUAAGAAGGUAGUUUUUAUAGACAUUUCAUGGAAAGUGCAAAAAGACACAGUUUGAGAAAUUGAUGAAACUUUGCUGAGAAGUAGUUCCAGGCCCCCUGAAUCGAGAACAAGAAAAAAAUUUUACGCCUUUUGCCUUUUAACGGAGUUAUGAUCCCUCAAAGUUUGCACGCAAGAGCUGAUAUAACUCGCGACGAAGCCAUUGCUUGCAACUGGCAGCGUGGUGUAGUGGUUAGCGCCCCUGACAUGUAGAUGCUGUGAUCAGGGUUCGAAUCUAUUUCGGAGAUUUUUUUUUGCAAUUUUUUAGCGGAUGUUAAUUGAUGAAUUUGGGGAAAUAGAACCGUCCUUUUUUGUCGUUUUAAGUAGUUUCUACAUGGAAAAAUAUUCGUCACUUUUUUUUUUGAAUACAAAACGAUUCCAGGAGUUUUUCAACAUCAAACCUUUCCCCUACCUGAUCCUUUUCGGUCUCUGCGUCCUCGAUGUCUUGUUUUUCCAGGUAUUUCCAGGUUUUCGAGUUAAUCCUGAAGAAAUUCCAGAUUUUUGUCCCGGAAACCAAAAACAGAAACAUGAGAGACCACGUGAGGGGCAACAAAAAGCCGGAAGACGCCAUCUUGCUGAAGGAAGAUCGGUCGAAAGCCUGA